AAUAGAAUUAAAAAUCAAAAAUUUGAAAUCAAAAGUAGAAUCUAAACCUGUCAGAAUAUCUUUGAUUAAUAUUAAUUAACACUACAAAAAUAAUUUAAAAGCUAAUUAAAAAGUAACAUACAUUUUUAAAUGAAUUGCUUUUAAUGCAAAUAACUCCUAGAAUUCGUCUGCUUAGAUUGCUCUGAAGAAAUAUGCAGUACUUGCGAUAAGAGACAAAAGCAUUUGAUUCAUGAAAAAUAAAAAAUUUAAUGCAUUACUAAUAAAUGUAAUUCCAUUAAGGUAUAAAUUGAUGAUGAAAAAAAAUUUAAUGAAAUCAAAGAAAAUUUGAAUUAAAAUGUUGAAUCUGCAAUAAAAGUAUUAGAAAAUUUAUCAGAAAUACAAUAAAAAUUCCAAAAAAUGGUGCAGGAUGCUGAAUACCAUUGUGAAAUAAAGCGUUUAUCGAAGAAAUUUACAGAGUCAAUUGGAAAAAAAGAAACAGCUCCUUUCUAAAAAGAAACAUUAAUUAAGAUAAUAUCAAAAUCAAAAAAAUGUGGAUUUAAUUUAGGAGAUAGUUAUUAGGAGAGUAGCUUAACUAUAAAUUAAAUACAAGAAUAGCUUAGUAACUAGUAAAAGCUUAGCAAAUAGCUUGAAAAUGAAAUUAAAAAGUUACAAGAUAAGAUAGAAGGGAAUAAGCUACUUUCAAUAUAAGAUUCUAACUAAACUGGAACUGAGUAUGAUAGAACUGCCUAUUAGAAAAGAGAGUCAAACAACAAUAUAUAACAAGAAAUUCAAUAGGCAACUUCAAUAAAUACUAGAUCAACAAGGAAAAGAAAAGUUGAUAAUUAAGAUUUAGUAUCUCCUAUUAGUAAAUAAAAUGUAAGAGAAGAUUUAUCAACUCUAAAAUUAAAUAAAAUGGAGAAUGCCACUUAGCUAUGUAAAGACUCAUCUUCUCCAUUAUUGAUUAAAAAAUUAAAAAAAAAUCUAUAAUAACUUUAUUGA
This is a messenger RNA of Tetrahymena thermophila SB210, 978 nucleotides long. RefSeq lists its product as hypothetical. The transcript has a single exon. NCBI's taxonomy places the organism in Eukaryota, Ciliophora, Oligohymenophorea, Hymenostomatida, Tetrahymenidae. The record is from RefSeq and is a predicted model, not a curated record. Gene Ontology annotation, molecular function: zinc ion binding.